AUGGAUGAUCGUGAAAAUGGAAGGCACAAAGCAGAUCAAUAUAAAUCUGCUCAGGGACAGUGGUUGAUGCAACAACAUCAGCACCAGCAUCCUUCCAUGAAGCAGAUUAUGGCAAUCAUGGCUGAACGAGAUGCUGCUAUUCAAGAAAGAAAUCUGGCCCUUUCCGAGAAAAAAGCAGCACUUGCAGAACGUGACAUAGCAUUCCUACAGCGGGAUAAUGCAAUUGCGGAACGAAAUAACGCACUUAUGGAAAGAGACAAUGCAAUAGCAACCCUUCAGUUUCGAGAAAACACUUUGGCUAAUGGCGGUAUGUCAUCAUGCCCUCCAGGAUGUCAAAUUUCACGGGGAGUUAAGCAUAUACAUCAUCUUCCGCAACAGGUAAACCAAUUGCCUACUAUGGGGGAUUCUUCUUACGGCACGCGAGAAUUGCCCACAACCAAUGCCCUCCCAGAAUCACCUAUUCCUUCAGAGGUUGGGAAACCACCUAGGCGGGCCAAACGACCAAAGGAAAGUAAGUCUGUUUCACCCAACAAGAAGACUCCAAAAACUAAUAGAAAGGUUAAGAAGGAGGGUGAAGAUUUAAACAAGACAAUGUUUGCCAAUGACAAAGCACUUGAAUGGAAGAGUAGUCAGGAAAUUAUAAAUGAAAGUGAUGAACUUAACAAGCAGUUAGUGGUCUCAAAGGCUGAUUGGAAACCCCAAGACUUGGCACUGAAUCAAGUUGCAUACGAUGAUUCAACCAUGCCAGCACCAGCGUGCUCUUGUACCGGUGUUCUGAGACAGUGCUACAAAUGGGGUAAUGGAGGUUGGCAAUCUGCUUGUUGUACAACCACUUUAUCGGUGUAUCCACUUCCAGCAGUGCCCAACAAAAGGCAUGCACGAGUAGGUGGUAGGAAAAUGAGUGGAAGUGCUUUUAAUAAACUGCUUAGCCGGCUCGCAGCUGAAGGACAUGAUCUCUCACACCCAGUUGACCUUAAAGACCAUUGGGCCAAACACGGUACAAAUCGAUAUAUCACAAUAAAGUAG
This is a messenger RNA of Lathyrus sativus (Indian pea), 1026 nucleotides long. NCBI's taxonomy places the organism in Eukaryota, Viridiplantae, Streptophyta, Magnoliopsida, Fabales, Fabaceae. The record is from the annotation of a GenBank genome assembly.